Molecule: messenger RNA, 1720 nt
Organism: Micromonas pusilla CCMP1545
Lineage: Eukaryota; Viridiplantae; Chlorophyta; Mamiellophyceae; Mamiellales; Mamiellaceae
Exons: 2
Coding region: 23-1720 (565 amino acids)
Biological process (GO): protein phosphorylation
Molecular function (GO): ATP binding; protein kinase activity
Source: RefSeq, a predicted model, not a curated record
CGCGCCGCGGCGCCUCGCAGUCAUGGGCUGCUUUUGCUGCGCGGAACCGAUCGAUGAGGAACCCGAGAAGCGCGAGCCGCCGACGCGACGGAGCCUGAGCGGCAAGCACGGCGCGAACCUCCGCGCGGUGAGCGUCGUGAGCAAACUCCACCUCAGCGUGCACGACCAAGGCCAUCCGCUCGAGAAGUACGACGUCUUGGACGUCAUCGGCACCGGCGGGUUCGCGGUCGUCAAGCGCGUGCGCGAGAAGCGCACGGGGAAGAACUACGCGAUGAAGAUCAUCAACGUCGCCGUGGACGCGUCGAAGAAGAUGGUGAAGAAGCCGUCGGACGAGGACGACGCGGACGACGAGGUCGUCAUGAGCGUCAAAGAGGUCCUCAGCGAGAUCGAGACGCUGCGAACGCUGCGGCACGACGCGAUCCUGCGGCUGAUAUCCGUGUACGUGCAGCCGGAGGAGAAGCACGUGUACGUCGUCACGGAGCUUCUGCACGGCGGCGCGGUCCUGGACGCGAUUCUGAAGAUGAAGGACGAGCGCUACACCGAGGCGGAGGCGAAAGUCGUCGUCCGGCGGACGCUGGAGGGAAUUCAGUACAUGCACGAGAACGGCGUCGUGCAUCGCGAUCUCAAGCUCGAGAACCUGCUGUUGAAGCGCGACGACGACCUGUCCUCCGUCGUGAUCGCGGACUUCGGGCUCGCGAAACGGUGCCGGCUUCAGGACGACGCCCGAGCGCUCCCGCACGCGAAGGGCGUGGACGACAGCGCGGUCGGGACGCCGGUGUACGCCGCCCCGGAGGUUGUCGAGAAGAAAUCCUACGGCGCCGCGGUGGAUAUGUGGAGCCUCGGCGUCAUCGGCUACAUCGUCGUCACCGGAGCGAUGCCGCGAGACCUGUGGAAGAAAGCGCUCAAGCACGGACGCAUCGAGAAGGACGACUUCGGGUUCGACUGCUACGAGUGGGACACGGUCUCGCAGAACGCGAAGGACUUCAUCGUCGCGUGCCUCACUCUGAGACCGAAAGACCGCAUGACGUCGAAGGCGGCGUUGAACCACCCGUGGAUGAAAAACGUCGAAAACGUCAAACCCGCGCCGUUGCGCAUCAAAAACAAGCUGAGAGACUUCGCGAAAGGGAUGAAGCUCCCGACGAAGAAGUACGCGAAGGGAGACUACCUCAUCAAACAGGGUCAGCGCGCGGUGGACGUGUUCCUCAUCAAGCGCGGGACCGUGGACGUCCUCGUGGAAGACGCCUUCGGAGAGAACGUCAAGGUGGCGACGCGAGAAGCCGGGGAAUUCAUCGGCGAGAUGAGCGUCGGCGCGGGGGUGCUGCGAUCGAACAGCUCCAAGUCCGGGAGCGAGCCCUCGACGCCGAAGGGCGGCGGCGGCGGGGUUGGGGACGAGAAGGGUGCGACGAGUGCGAAGGGCGCGAAGGGCGAGAAGGACUCGUCCUCGUCGUCGUCGAAGAACACGUCGCCGUCGUGGGGCGCGGCGCUGGUGGCGGUGUCGGCGGCUAAGAAAUGGAUCGGACCUCGACGAACCGCGAGCGUCGUCGCGGCGACUGAGGUGGAGUGUCUGGUGUUGGGGAAGCGAGAGAUGGAGUGGGCGGUGACGCACGACGAGAGCAUCAAGAAUGAGCUCGCGAGGCAGAUCUCGAGUCGGCGGGAUCAGACGGAGGAGAAGCUCGAGCGGAGGGCGAGCACGUCGAGAGAGCGUCCGAAUCGGGUGUGA